CUAUUUAGACAGCAAACCAAACCUCAUUCUCCUAUCCCAGCGUGUUCUGGACUGUCUCCCAUGUCUUGGUAUGAUGGCAGCCGGUUGGCUCGAGCACCCCAUACUAUGUCUGUCUUAAAGCCUCAAAAGUGCUCUAUGUCGCCCGUUUUUCUUUCAGGUCGUCAUCAAUCAUCACUUGCAGAGGCUUUUCUCUGCGUCCAUUCGUUUUGUGCUUUCGGCCCGUUGUCACUCACUAAAAAUGUCCUCGUCAAACAGAAGAUGUCCAGCACAGAAUGCCAUCGUAGCUGCUCUCGGUGCGGCGGCGACGCCUUACUGCUCCUCAAUUCUGAGCCUGUCGACGCAGACCUAUACUGAUAUUUCCGAGUUUUAUGUGUAGGUCCCAAAUCCAACUUCUCGCCCAUCUGUUCUUAGGAGGCUGAUCAAGUUUUCAGCACGAGCAUGUGGACGGACACGACCUUUCCCGCUGCUACGACCGUCACCGCCGAUCCUAUCAGCUCCACCGCGGUCGAAACGACUACAGAGACAACUUGCACGUAUCCGCCACGUCCCUUGAUGCCCCGUGGUGCUGCAAAGACGAUCAUAGUAACAGCUACAACUACGAUUUGUCCAUGCACAGAAACCUCCUCGAAGGCUCCUUGUUCUGAGUCCGUUGAUCACGAGUCGUCCGGAUAUGCCGACUCUUCGUUUGCUUACACGGCAGCCGAGACCUCUUCUCCGAAGGCAUCAAGUCUGAAGACGUCAGACUCUGAGUCUGGGUAUCAAGGCCCAUCUAGCUACGCGGACUCUCCUACUUACUCAUAUGUCACGGCAACAGCUUCUCUCCCAACCUCUACUACGGCGCCUUACUACUCUAUCCCCCACAACAGCUCCGUUCACCCAUCUGGCUCAUACAGCCAUGAUUCUUUAGUAUACAGCCACAGUACUUCAGUGUAUAGCUCCGGAGUAUCUUCGUACGUUCCUGAGUCCUCAAUCUACAGUUCCGAGAGCUCUACCACGUCCGAGACCCCUAGUCCAUCGCCAACUCCGACUCCGCCUGGCAGCGAGCUCUUAACUACAAUCGAUGACGCGGGCUUGAGUAGCGCUUGUAGUUGCCUUUCUUUAGAUGUGCCAACUGAGACUGUUGUGUCCACUACCACUCUGACAUCCACGGAAACGACUGUAGAAUAUGUGAGCGGUUUCUGACUUCUUGAAUACGACUCGGGAAUAUUAACAAAGUCCAGGCCAUUCCCACCAUCACCGCAACGCCAAUUGUGGUCGAAACAUCCACCGUCACUUCAACGAGUACCACCGAGUGCUGCACCCUUCAGCCAUAUUAUA
Messenger RNA from Mytilinidion resinicola, 1317 nucleotides. RefSeq lists its product as uncharacterized. The coding region runs from base 439 to 1182 and encodes 247 amino acids. The record is from RefSeq and is a predicted model, not a curated record. NCBI's taxonomy places the organism in Eukaryota, Fungi, Ascomycota, Dothideomycetes, Mytilinidiales, Mytilinidiaceae. The transcript has a single exon.